This is a messenger RNA of Helianthus annuus (common sunflower), 1394 nucleotides long. RefSeq names its product PI-PLC X-box domain-containing protein DDB_G0293730. Gene Ontology annotation, molecular function: phosphoric diester hydrolase activity. Bases 200 to 1252 code for a protein of 350 amino acids. Lineage: Eukaryota; Viridiplantae; Streptophyta; Magnoliopsida; Asterales; Asteraceae. The record is from RefSeq and is a predicted model, not a curated record. The transcript is spliced from 2 exons. Gene Ontology annotation, biological process: lipid metabolic process.
UGCAAGAGUUAGGUGAGACUUCAAGAAAUAAUCAAUCAAAUAAAGGAAUAAAGGAUUUUUAUUUGGGACCCUUUUAAAAUUGGACUUGGUAUUAUUCAAUUUUUCUUCAUCUAUCAUCAUAAUCUUUUCCUUACAAUCCCGGAAGAGAAAGUAGCAACUCAGUGCUCACCAAGCAAACAGGUCAAACAAGAAAUUGGAAAUGAGAGGUCUAUUGUCACAUGUGGAAAAAAUUGGAGCUCAAGUGUCUACACAUGUGGAACAAAUGGGAGCUCAAGUGUCUACACAGGUGCAACAAAUUGGAGCAAUAGUGUCUACACAGCUGGAACGCCCCAAACUGAUCGAAAACGAGACAAAAACCUUACGGGAGCUAGAAGAGAGCUCCGGCUGCAACUUUCCGGGCUCCGAUCACCACCCAACCGACCGCAAAAACUGGAUUUCGGGCCUCAACCCGGACAAGGUCCACCUGAACCAGAUUGUCUGGCCCGGAACCCAUGAUUCCGCAACCAACCAGAUCGGAGUUGAGAUCAUUACUCGCCCGUUCGCUGAGUGCCAGUCUUUGUCCAUUUACGAACAACUCGUACUCGGUACCCGACUUCUCGAUGUGCGGGUCAACGAAAACCGGGAAGUCUGUCACGGGAUACUUGUAUCGUACGGCGUUGAUGUCGUGAUCAACGACAUUAAAAGGUUUAUUUCGGAAACAGAAUCCGAAAUAAUAAUUCUCGAGGUCCGAACCGAAUUUGGGCACUCUGAUCCGCCCGAAUUCGAGAAAUACUUGGAGCAACAACUUGGGGAAUACUUGAUCCAUCAAGAUGAUAAAGUAUUUGACAAGACAGUUGCUGAAAUUCUACCCAAACGAAUUAUAUGCAUCUGGAAGCCUCGUAAAUCGAACCCGCCUAAACCGGGUGGCCCGUUUUGGAGUUCGGGUUAUUUGCAAGAUAACUGGAUUGAUACCGAUUUGCCUGCGACAAAAUUCGAGAGUAAUUUAAAUUAUCUAAGUAAGCAACCGUCAGUGAAUUCACGAAAAUACUUUUACCGCGUGGAGAAUACGCUGACACCGCAAACGGAUAACAUAGUUGUGCAUGUGAAACCGGUUACAAACCGGAUCCGUUGGUGUGCAAGGUUGUUCAUUGCGCAGUGUUUUGGGAAAAAUAUUGCGGACCGGUUGCAAGUGUACUCGACGGAUUUUAUUGAUGAAGAUUUUGUCGAUGCUUGUGUUGGUCUUACGUGGGCAAGGAUCGAAGGGAAAGCUUAAGGAUAUUUCUAUGUUAAAUCGUGCAUAAAUUGUUUUAGUGAUCUGUGUUUAUAAACAACAUUCUUGUUUGUAAAAAAAUACCUUUUAUGUAAUAAGAAUGUUUUGUGUAAAAUUUGUGUUAUCUGAUUUUGUUCUUGAUGUC